AUGCACCACGCAGAAGCCACACUGGAACCCCAUGACGCUUUCUGGUCCGAGAUUGCGAUCUCCUCAUUGCAAUGGGACAAGUCUUUCCAUAGGACCCGCCACGGGUCUCUGAAGGCCGGGGACCACGCCUGGUUCCGUGGAGGCAGGCUCAACGCCAGCUACAACUGUAUUGACCGCCAUGCGUUUCAAACCCCGGACAAGGCCGCGAUCCUCGGCGAGGGUGACUUACCCGGAGGCGAGCCCCAUCAGAUCACCUAUGCGGAGCUGCUCAAGAAUGUAUCCCAUCGCGCAUUGGUGCUGAAGAAUAUGGGCGUGCGCAGAGGAGAAAUAGUCACGAUCUACAUGCCUAACAUACCCGAGGCUGUCAGGGCAAUGAUGGCCUGUGCUCGCGUCGCAGCCGUAUGGCCCGGCUACUAUGAGCCCGAGUCCAUGGGUGCAGAGGAUCCACUGUACCUACUGAAUACCUCCAGGUCGACCAGCAAGCCCAAGUAUCUCUUGCACGCCACUGCUGGCUACCUUCUAGGCUGUGCGGUCUCUAGAAAAUAUGCACUGGAUCUGCAUGUCUCGGACACCAUGUUCUGCGCCGGUAACGUAGGCUGGAUCAGCGGACAUAGCUACCUCGUCUACGCCCCGCUGGCCUUAGGUCUUACCACCGUCAUCUUCGAUGGCACGCCUUCCUUCCCAACCUCUGAUCGCUAUCUCGCGCGGACCCAAGUGACUCAUAUUUAUACUGCGCCCACUGCUCUGAGUGAUGAAAAAGGGCAACCCGGCCGCACCCAACCACGACGUUGA
Messenger RNA from Aspergillus saccharolyticus JOP 1030-1, 792 nucleotides. RefSeq names its product acetyl-CoA synthetase-like protein. Gene Ontology annotation, biological process: acetyl-CoA biosynthetic process. Lineage: Eukaryota; Fungi; Ascomycota; Eurotiomycetes; Eurotiales; Aspergillaceae. Bases 1 to 792 code for a protein of 263 amino acids. Gene Ontology annotation, cellular component: cytosol. The transcript has 2 exons. The record is from RefSeq and is a predicted model, not a curated record. Gene Ontology annotation, molecular function: acetyl-CoA synthetase activity.